CAGUCUGCAGAGGUGCAUUGUGGGAAACUCCCAAGUUUCCCCCCUCCUCUGCCUGCCUCCCUCCUCUCUGCGCAGAGCCAGCUCCCAAGGUGCGACUGGUCCAGCCGGAGCACAGAGGUGCCGUAUGAUGUCCAGGUAGGACAGUGCCAGCGUGAGAAUCAUCCCAAGACAACUGCUCUGAGGGCUUGAGCUCGGCUGGCUCCUCUGCUUCCUCCAGCAGCCGGGCAAAGGAGAGUUGCUGGGACAGCCCCGAGCGCGUGGCAUCCACUCACUGCCCACAGCACUCGCAGGAUGGAUUCCAAAGGCAACGUCCGAAGUGGAAACAAACCCGACGCCAAGGCCGCCGGCUCCGCAAAGCCAGAGAAGCCCAAUCCUGGGCCUGCCACGAAUGCAGACAAGAAGGAGGUCCCCAAGGAGCCGCCUGCUCCUGCCGCUGCCGCCAAGAAGGCGGGUGGCGAUGCUGCCGUCGUGAACAACCACAGCAACCUGAAACCCAGCCCCGCCGGCACGGAGACGCACGAGGCCACCGGCCAGUCCCCUGACUCUGACCACAAGGGAAACAGCUCCGAGGAGUCACCGGGCAGCUUCUUCGACAACAUGAAGCCCUUGAUCAUCGUUGGAGGGGUGGCGGCGGCUGCGCUGGCUGUGAUUGUGGGAGUGGCGAUCCUAGCCCGGAAAAAAUGAAGACCGAGACGGGGUGGGGAUGAGAAACUCAGCCCAGCUGUACAGCUCCUUUUGAGACAAAUGCAUGCAGAGAAAUUCUAUACAUAGCUAUAUAUAUAGAGAGCGAGCUAGAUAGGUCAACAACAAACACCAACUGCAACUGCAAGGGUCUUGUUCAAGACAACUGUGCCAGUUUGACCCAGUGUGGGUAACUCCAUGCACUCAGUGUGUUCUUUCAUGUAAUAUAUCUUGGCUUUUACCACUGUGUAUAGGUUACAGCUUCUCCUCGGUGUAAAUGACGGUGUCCCCUCCCCUCCCUCGCUGUUCUCCCUGGGAGACACCCCCCCUCUCUCUUGCAGUCCCCUGUUUUCAAGUCCAAAGUGUUCUACGUCCCAUCUGGAGUCCCCACUUUGUGUUUUGGUUUCUGUUUGGUUUGGUUUGAAGUUGGGUUGUGGUAAAGAAGAUGGGAGGGGAGUGCCAGGGCCCAGUUGGCCGGUGCUGGGUGGCGUUUACCCAGCACUCCCGGGGCAAUGGCAGGCAGAAGGCAGCUCCCUGACCAAACAGCAGUGUGUGAUCUCUGAUAGGUGUCUCGUGUACCUACUGCUCAUCAAACCACCUUUAAUCACCCGACUGGGAAGUGCCCUGCAGGAAACAGCUGCAGGUGGAUGCUGAGCCUGAGCCUGGGAUGUCCCCUCGG
Molecule: messenger RNA, 1360 nt
Organism: Empidonax traillii (willow flycatcher)
Lineage: Eukaryota; Metazoa; Chordata; Aves; Passeriformes; Tyrannidae
Gene: CEND1
Product: cell cycle exit and neuronal differentiation 1
Exons: 2
Coding region: 292-684 (130 amino acids)
Biological process (GO): cerebellum development; radial glia guided migration of cerebellar granule cell; cerebellar granular layer maturation
Source: RefSeq, a predicted model, not a curated record